Diabrotica balteata is the source of this 4259-nucleotide messenger RNA. The record is from the annotation of a GenBank genome assembly. Lineage: Eukaryota; Metazoa; Arthropoda; Insecta; Coleoptera; Chrysomelidae.
GUGAUAACUAGCUGAUUAAAACACCGACUGUGUUAUAAGUUAUAAAAUGUUUGAUUUUAUGAAAUAAAUACUUGUUGAAAAGUGAUCUUAAAGUGAGAAAAGUGUAUUUACAGUUAUAGUUUUAGGCUUAGUUCUUUUCAUAGGCGUGUUCGUCGGGAUUCCAAAGGGCCGGGGCAAAUAUGUACUUUGCUUUCCGUCAAAAACGUGUGUGAUAUUUUCUUACUUAAAAGUACAUAAAAGUUUGAAAUGGAUUCAACUAAAAAAUACGUAAAGGUAUCACCAGAAGAAAAUGCUAGUCUUAUUUCAAAACUAUUUUACUGGUGGUUUCUACCGUUUUUUAAGUUUGGUUACGUAAACGACGUAACUAUAAAAGAUGUAUAUAAUACCACAAAAGGUGAUUUAUCAGCCGCCCUUGGGGAUGCAUUACAGAAAAAUUGGGAAUAUGAAAUUAGAAAUCAUGAAGAAAAAAAGCAAAAGAAGCCUAGCCUUAAGAAUGCCAUAUUUAAGACAUUUUGGAAACCUUUCUCCAGAUCUGGCAUAGCAAUAUUUUUUCAAUUUGUAGUUAUUAGAAUGCUUCAACCGAUAGUAUUAGCCGAAUUUAUAAACUAUUUUGACACGAAACAAGAAGCUUACAUUGGUUGGUCGCUGGCAUCCGGUGUAGUCAUAAUGGCAUUUCUUAAUGUUGUCAUAACGCAUAGUUGUACUUUAGAUAGCCAAAGGGUCGGAAUGCGAGUGCGUAUAGCAGUGUGUUCCUUAAUUUACAGAAAACUCUUGAAGUUGAAUCACAAUUCUCUGGGUCAAACGGCAUCCGGGCAACUGGUUAACCUCUUAUCUAAUGAUGUCCAAAGAUUUGACUUGGCCGCCCAAUUUAUACAUUAUGCUUGGAUUAUGCCAAUUACUGCAGGGAUAUCGUUUUACAUUUUAUAUCGAUAUGUUGGUAUCAUAGCUGCCGUUACUGGAAUGGUUUUCAUAACUCUGGAGUCUAUUCCUUUACAAGGUAGUUUUUCGAAAUGGCAAGGAAAACUAAGAUACAAAAUUGCUUUAAAGACAGACAGAAGAGUAAAAUUGAUGAGUGAAAUUACUUCUGGAAUACAAGUGAUCAAAAUGUAUGCCUGGGAAAAACCAUUCGAAAAAGUCGUAGAGCUCUCUAGAAAAUUCGAAAUAGAUAUAAUAACAACUACCUCUUACUGCUAUGGCGUCCUAUCAGCAAUGGGCAUAUUCACAGAACGUACGAUUUUGUACAUUACCGUCAUUACUUUUGUACUGGUUGGACAAAGAUUAACGGGAGAUGUAGUAUUUUCUUUAGCUCAGUUAUUUAACACUGUUCAACUGGUUAUGGCGAUAUUCUUCCCAAGAGCUUUGUCAUUUUAUUCUGAAGCCAAAGUAUCUAUUUCAAGGUUAGAAGAUUUCCUUUUAUUGGAGGAAACUGAGAAGAUUUCUGAGCCAGAAAAAAUCUCCAACCCAGAUGAAUUAGGAGAAAUUCAGUUGACUAAUAUUUCAGCAAGUUGGGCAUCAAAACCAAUUGCUCCCACCCUGAUGGAUCUCAAUUUACACAUUCAACCUGGAACUUUAUGUUGCGUCGUUGGUAACGUAGGAUGUGGAAAAAGUAGUCUUCUGCAGUUACUUCUGAAAGAAUUACCAUCAAAUAAGGGACAAAUGAAGAUAAAUGGGAAAAUUUCCUAUGCUUCCCAAGAACCUUGGCUUUUCGUUUCAAAUGUGAAAGAAAAUAUACUUUUUGGAAAACCGUUUAUGAAAAACAGGUACCAUGACGUAGUUAAGGUAUGCUCUCUAGAAAGGGAUUUUAAACAAUUUCCCUAUGGAGAUAGAAGCUUAGUAGGUGAAAGAGGGACAUCGUUAAGUGGAGGACAACGAGCAAGAAUUAACCUUGCAAGAGCAGUAUAUACUGAAGCAGAUAUUUACUUAUUCGACGAUCCGCUGUCAGCGGUCGAUACAAAGGUAGCAAGGCAUCUAUUUGAUGAAUGUAUAUCGAAAUAUUUAUACGGAAAAACUAGAAUUUUGGUCACACAUCAGCUCCAAUUUAUGAAGAAAGCUGAUUUAAUAGUUAUUAUAAACAAUGGUCAAAUUGAAAAAGUGGCCAAAUUUAACGAAUUGUCGGAAAAUGACUUGAAUGCUCUUCAACAAGAACCUGAGACCGACGAUAAAGAGAAAGAAAAAAUACCAGAAACUGUCGAUAAAAUUCGUAAAAAUUCGACAGUACCCCAGUUCCAGUCUAUGAGUUCUUUGAGUAGUUCUAUAUUCUCGGAUGAUCCGAAUGAAGAAGACGAACUUAUCGAAAAAGGUGCCAUUUCAAAUGCUACUUAUGUGGAAUAUUGGAAAUCAGGCGGUGGAAUUGUAUUCUUAUUAUUUACAGUUUUUAUGUUCCUCUUCGCUCAAAUGAUUACGAAUGCAUCAGAUCUUUGGCUUACACAUUGGACUAAUUACGAAGCAAAAAGAUACAAUCUUAAUGCUUCUUUAUACAGUACAACUUUUAAUAAAACCUUAGGAGGACCGUUAUUAAUGUCUACUGGAUUACCUAAUGACAAUACAACUUCUGCUAUAUUAUUUACAAAUUCAACACCAUCUGCAGAUAGUUCACUUCCAAAUCUACCUCUUCAUUCAACUGAUAAUUUAACAGAUCAUCUCAGAAGUAUACCUCCACCGAAUACUAUUUUAGAAGAACUAAAUGACAUUCCAUCUACAGAAUAUUAUAUUUAUGUGUAUUCUGGAAUUAUAUUAGCUUCUAUCGUAUUUCUUACGUGGAGAUCAUUCCUUUAUUACCAAAUAUGUAUGACUGCUUCCAAAGUUUUGCAUAAUAAGAUGUUUCACAAUGUUCUUCAAGCUCCAAUGAGAUUUUUUGAUACAAAUCCAUCAGGGCGAAUUUUAAACAGGUUCUCAAAAGAUAUGGGUGCAGUAGAUGAACUUUUACCACGCUGUCAAAUUGACGCUAUUCAAAUUUUUAUGGUUAUGAUUGGUAUCUUAGCGAUGGUGUUCAUAGUGACUCCUUGGAUGAUUAUCCCAGCGGUAAUACUUGCUCCAUGUUACUACUUCUUCCGUGUAGUUUACUUAACAAGUGCUCAAUCUUUAAAAAGACUGGAAGGAGUGUCAAGAGCUCCGGUAUUUUCCCACAUAUCAGCUUCAUUGUAUGGUAUAACAACAAUUAGAGCCUCAAACGCUGAACAAAUGAUAACUACAGAAUUUGAUAUCUUACAAGAUCAGCAUACCAGCACGUGGUACUUAUUUAUAGUCAGCAGUACCGCUUUUGGAUUUUAUUUGGAUGUGAUGAGCUGCUUCUUCUUGGCACUUGUGACUUACCAGUUUCUUAUUUUUAGAACAGAAAAUACUUUAAGUGGAAACGUGGGAUUGGUCAUAUCUCAAAGUCUCAUAUUAACUGGUUAUGGUACAAUAUGGAGUGCGACAAAGUGCAGAAGUGGCAAGUAAUAUGAUUAGCGUAGAAAGAGUUUUACAAUAUACUAAACUUGAUAAGGAAGGACCUUUUGAAACGUUACCUGCCAAGAAACCACCAAGGAAUUGGCCUGAAAAGGGAAGAAUUAUAUUUAAGAAUACGUACUUAAAAUACGCUCCGGAGCUUCCACCUGUAUUGAAAGAUUUAAAUAUAGAAGUAAAUUCUGGCGAGAAGGUCGAACUUAAAGGUGCUAUUAGUGACUUAAAUCAAGUUGUCAGUGAAGGUGGAUCUAACUUCAGUGCUGGCCAAAGACAACUUAUAUGUCUCGCUAGAGCUAUUAUACGCAAUAACAAAGUUCUUGUUAUGGAUGAAGCUACCGCAAACGUAGAUCCACAGACUGAUGGUCUCAUCCAAAAAACUAUUCGUGAGAGAUUCCAAGACUGUACAGUACUUACAAUUGCCCACAGAUUAAACACCAUUAUGGAUUCAGACAGAGUUUUAGUCAUGGAUGCCGGACAGGCCAUGGAGUUUGAUCAUCCAUAUGAGCUUCUACAAAAUCCAGAAGGAUAUUUUAGCAAGAUGGUCCAGGAAACCGGACCCGCCAUGGCAGAAGUACUAAGUAAUGUAGCGAAAAAUGACUAUAUUAAGAAGAAGGGAGCGUUAACCAAUGAAGUUCAGCAAAAUUUAGGAAUUGAAGAUAACAAAGAUUAGUUACUUAAAUUAGAAUAUUUAUUUUAUAUAAUGAAAAUAUUAGAGUUUGUAAUAUCUAAUUAAAGUGAAAAUAAAUUUGUGAUGUUUUGAUAAAUUGCAGCUGCAGAACAAAGAAAUAAACGAAUAUCAAUAAUUGUUGUAAAUC